Messenger RNA from Mercurialis annua (annual mercury), 848 nucleotides. RefSeq names its product DET1- and DDB1-associated protein 1. Lineage: Eukaryota; Viridiplantae; Streptophyta; Magnoliopsida; Malpighiales; Euphorbiaceae. Gene Ontology annotation, biological process: positive regulation of proteasomal ubiquitin-dependent protein catabolic process. The transcript is spliced from 4 exons. Bases 126 to 413 code for a protein of 95 amino acids. The record is from RefSeq and is a predicted model, not a curated record. Gene Ontology annotation, cellular component: Cul4-RING E3 ubiquitin ligase complex.
AACUUUGUAAAAUACUGGUUCUUUAGGGUCAGGCCACAUUAACCAUCAAAUUUCUUGUUAAAUUCCCCUCUCUCUCUCUCUCCUAUUAUCUCUCUCUCUCUAGCCUACCAAAAAUCUCGCAUACAAUGGGCUCUCUGCUGGGUGACUGGCCUUCUUUUGACCCGCAUAACUUUAGCCAACUUAGACCCACUGAUCCUUCUAAUCCUUCUAAAACGACACCUGCUACUUACCAUCCUACUCAUAGCCGGACUCUGCCACCGCCUGACCAAGUGAUUAAAACUGAAGCCAAAAAUAUUCUUCUGAGGAAGUUUUAUGAGCAAGCUGAAGAGAAGUUGAGACCGAAAAGAGCCGCUUCGGAAAAUUUAAUACCAGAGCAUGGAUGCAAGCAGCCUAGGGCUUCUACCUCAUGCUAACCUUUUGUUUCUGUUGGAUGUCACACAUUGUAGUUGUUAAUGUAAGGUUAAUUACUAUCACCCCUGAGCUUAGAUCAAAAUUACUGUUUUUUUCCUUGGAGUGUGAAAAAUUACUGUUUUCUAUCUAACAUUUUGGUUAUUUUUAACUGAAACCCUCGGUUUCAGUUAUUUAAUAGCUAAAUGUCAGGGGAAAAUAGUAAUUUUUCAAAUUUCAAGGGGAAAACGGUAAUUUCGGCAUAACGUAUGAUAGUAAUUAACCCUUAGGUGUAAAUAUGAGGCAUGUCAUGUGAUGCCAAAUUUGUUACCUUGUCCAGUGAAAGGACUUGCUUGGCUGUUUCUUUGAACUUAGAAGCCAUACAUAUAGAUUUGUGUAAAAAUCAGAUUUAUAGCUGAAUAAUAUGACAAAAGGAGUGAGAUUAUCACUUGUGUUUUGCU